This is a messenger RNA of Gasterosteus aculeatus aculeatus (three-spined stickleback), 5940 nucleotides long. RefSeq names its product ankyrin repeat- and BTB/POZ domain-containing protein 3-A. The record is from RefSeq and is a predicted model, not a curated record. NCBI's taxonomy places the organism in Eukaryota, Metazoa, Chordata, Actinopteri, Perciformes, Gasterosteidae. Gene Ontology annotation, molecular function: protein heterodimerization activity.
CUCCUGCGGAGUCCCUUCCUGUGCAGAGCGCGUCGCAGUGAGCGCGGCGGGGUUCGUGCGCUCUCCGGUUACGCGCGUGAAGUUCUGGACGUCGGAGCCCACCCGGCCACUUCGAGGAGGAGGAGGAGGAGGAGGAGGAAGAAGAAGAAGAAGAAGAAAGGUCGCCGGGAAAUGAGGAAGAGAGAACCAAUGAUCAGCGACAAAGGAGUUUGUGUCGUUUAAUCGAGACCAAGCAUUCCCAACAGUAUGCGGUGCAGCCAUGGCAGGCAAGGGUAAGACAGCCGCGAGGACGCUGGAGGAUUUAACGCUUGAUUCUGGUUAUGGUGGAGCCGCGGACUCGGUCAGGUCGUCCAGCGUGUCGCUGUGCUGCUCCGACACGCAUCAGUCCCUCGCGCAUGGGGCCAACUGCUGGCAUCUGACGGAAUCCAUGCACAGCCGACAGAACAGCUUGGACACGGUCAACACCGUCCUGGCGGAGGACCCGGAGACCCUGGACUGCUCGGGUCAGUGCGCCAAGCUGACGGAGCUGGACGACGUGCCGUGGAGCCUCGGCGAGGUGGAGGGCGCACUGAGGAAGGACGAGGAGCUGAUGGCGGGCGACCCUCCGCCGGAGGUCCUGGCGCGGCUCUCCGCGCUCGUCAGCCGCGCGCUGGUGAGGGUGGCGCGGGAGGCGCAGCGGCUCAGCCUGCGCUACGCCAGGUGCACCAAGCACGAGAUCCAGAGCGCCAUCAAGGUGGUGCUCUCGUGGACCAUCUCCGUGAACUGCAUCGCGGCGGCCCUCAGCGCGCUGUCCCUCUACAACAUGAGCACCGGGGACAAGUUCAGCCGGGGCAAGUCGGCGCGCUGCGGGCUGGUGUUCUCCGUGGGGAAGUUCUUCAGGUGGAUGGUGGACAGCCGGGUGGCGCUCAGGAUCCACGAGCACGCGGCCAUAUACCUGGCGGCGUGCGUGGAGAGCCUGUUCCGAGAGGUGUUCGGCCGCGUCCUGCGCAGCGCGCUGGUGGAGAGGGACAACGGGGUGCCCAAGUUUACGCUGGAGUCCCUGGAGCAAGCCAUCAACGGAGACUCGGAGAUGUGGGGUCUGCUGCAGCCCCACCAGCACCUCGUCUGCGGGAAGAAUUCGAGUGGUGUGCUGAGCCUGCCGGAGAGUCUCAACCUGCACCGGGACCAGCAGCGCUCAGGGAGGGGGGGCGAGGGUCCGGCGUACAGCCAGGCCGAGCUCCGCACGCUGGAGCAGUCGCUGCUCGCCACCCGGGUGGGCAGCAUCGCAGAGCUGAGUGAUCUGGUGUCCCGGGCGAUGCACCACCUGCAGCCUCUGCACAUGAAGAACCCCAGCAACGGGACUCCGGUCCACCAGAAGACCAGCAGCACCGCGGUGCACUGGGAGCCCGAGGCCCUCUACACCCUCUGUUACUUCAUGCACUGCCCACAGAUGGAGUGGGAGAACCCCAACGUGGAGCCCUCCAAAGUCACCUUGCAGACCGAGAGGCCGUUCCUGGUGCUGCCGCCGCUGAUGGAGUGGAUCCGGGUGGCGGUGGCCCACACCGAGCACCGGCGGAGCUUCUCCGUGGACAGCGACGACGUGCGGCAGGCCGCCAGGCUGCUGCUGCCCGGCGUGGACUGUGAGCCCCGGCAGAUAAAAGCGGAGGACUGUUUCUGUGCCACCAGGAAGCUGGACGCCGCCUCCACGGAGGCCAAGUUCCUGCAGGAUCUGGGCUUCAGGAUGCUCAACUGCGGGCGGACGGACCUGGUGAAGCAGGCCGUGAACCUGCUGGGGCCCGACGGCAUCAACAGCAUGAGCGAACAGGGAAUGACCCCUCUGAUGUACGCCUGCGUGCGCGGUGACGAGGCCAUGGUCCAGAUGCUGCUCGACGCCGGAGCCGACAUCAACAGCGAGGUGCCAAGCACAGUAAACAAGCACCCCUCAGUUUACCCCGAAACGCGCCAUGGGACGCCUCUCACUUUCGCCGUGUUGCACGGACACGUGCCUGUCGUGCAGCUGCUGCUGGAUAACAGAGCGAAUGUGGAGGGCGCCCUGCAGGAUGGGGCGGAGAACUACACGGAGACCCCCCUCCAGCUGGCCUCGGCUGCAGGUAACUUUGAGCUGGUGAGCCUGCUCCUGGAACGAGGGGCCGACCCCAUGAUCGGGACCAUGUGUCGCAACGGCAUCUCCUCGGCCCCCCUGGGGGACAUGAACUCGUUCAGCCUGGCAGCAGCACACGGCCACAGGAACGUGUUCCGGAAGCUCCUGUCCCAGUCGGACCAGGAGAAGGCGGACGUGCUGUCCCUGGAGGAGAUCCUGGCCGAGAGCACGGACCCCGGGGAGAAGAGGUCGGCGCCGCAGGCCAACGGCGGGGGGACGCUGCGAACAGGAAAGGCCAAACUGAGGGCCCUGAGAGAGGCCAUGUACCAUAGCGCAGAGCACGGCCACGUGGACAUCACCAUAGACAUCCGCAGCUUAGGCGUCCCCUGGACGCUGCACACCUGGCUCGAGUCCCUGCGCACCUGCUUCGUCCAGCACCGCCGGCCGCUGAUCCAGGGCCUGCUCAAGGACUUCUGCUGCAUCCAGGAGGACGAGUACACGGCGGAGCUCAUCACGCACGGCCUGCCGCUCAUGUUCCAGAUCCUCCGAUCCAGCAAGAACGAGGUGAUCAGCCAGCAGCUGUCGGUCAUCUUCACGCAGUGCUACGGGCCGUUCCCCAUCCCCAAGCUCACGGAGAUCAAGAAGAAGCAGACCUCGCGCUUGGACCCCCACUUCCUCAACAACAAGGACAUGUCGGACGUUACUUUCCUGGUGGAGGGGAAGCCGUUUUAUGCACACAAAGUUCUGCUGUUCACGGCGUCGCCGAGGUUCAAGUCGCUCCUCCAGAACCGACCGGCGGCGGAGAACACCUGCAUCGAGAUAAGCCACGUCAAGUACAACAUUUUCCACCUGGUGAUGCAGUAUCUGUACUGCGGAGGCACCGAGUUGUUGCACAUACGCAACACCGAAGUCAUGGAGCUGCUGUCUGCGGCCAAGUUCUUCCAGCUCGAGGCCCUUCAGAGACACUGUGAGAUCAUCUGCUCCAAGAACAUCACCACGGACACCUGCGUGGACCUCUACAAGCACGCCAAGUUCCUCGGUGCGGCCGAGCUCACGGCCUUCAUCGAGGGCUACUUCCUGAAGAACAUGGUGCUGCUCAUCGAACUCGACGGCUUCAAGCAGCUGCUGUACGAACCCCCCCCCGCCGCCGAGAGCCCCGCCUCCAGCCCCGGCAUCUGCUCCGACAUCCUCCUCGACCUGGAGAAGACCCUGGCCACGCGCAUCCACUCCAUCCACCUGUCCACCUCCAAGGGCUCCGUGGUGUGACGCCUCCCCCCCCGGCCCCCUCCCCCCCCGCCCGAAAGGCCCAGCUUCCGUGUACCUGCGACCCCCCCUCCCUCCCCCCCGUCCACCUGUCAGGGACCCGCCGGGUGUUUUCACGUCUUUAAUUCGGCCCCCCCCGUCGUGGUGAUGAAACUUGUAGGACACGUGCAUGAAAUACAUUCUGUUUGCGCUUCAAAAUCUAGCGUAGAACUAAAAGCAGCUUCCUCAUCGUCCCCGACCUGAGACCUUAUUACGGACUUCAUGGAAGCGGACGCCACCGCGCGACCAGUAAAAGUGACCAGUAGCAAUGCCAGCAGCAGACGGACUGCGGGCGCGGACAACCAAUCCCCCCCCCCUCCCCCGCGUCGCCCCUCCCGUGUGCGCCGCGCAGAGGCCCGAAGCCGCUUCCACAGCGACCCGCGGUGACCUUUCUUUUUCUGUUCUUUAUGCAUGACGCCUCCUCGACUGGGCCGCCGUGACUGUUGCUUCUCACGCAGAGCUGACUUCACGGCAGAGGGGGGGGGGGCGGGGGCUGAAGGGAAAAACGCUGCUUCUGAACUUUCUAUCCACGUGGAGACGGAUUCCGGUUCUCCUUAAAGACGUUUAAAGCAAAAGUGUAAAUAGGUCCCUGAAGUGGUCGUGCCGGUUGUUCUUGUUUUUGUUUUUUUUGUAAACUGAUGUACAGGAUUCUCUCAUCGGUCUCAUCGAAUGUGCUGCCCUCAACACUUUGUGUGUCCCUUUUAUGCAAAAAGCUGCAUGUUGCGCCUCUUUUCUUUGGCUUUCCGCGGGCUUUUUUUGCGUGCAAUCCGGGCCAUCGGGUGGUGGGGGGGGGGGGGGCGAUCGCUCCCGUCAAAGUGCAAUCAAAGGACGCUCCCUUCAAUUAUGGAGCUAUUUCGGAAACAUUCCAAAUGAUCAGGGUAGAUAACGAGACGCGCUCUGAAGACCUCCCUUCGGCUGGAUUUCUCAAUAACAGCAAUUACGUGAAAGAACGGUUGGAUUCCCACGCGCUGUCACGGGGAGACGCGUUUAUUAGAGACGCCGCAGUGUCCUGUGACUCACGAGGGCCCAGCGCGCUUUCAUGCACAUCGUACAGAGUUUAGUGCGUUUGGUUCUUUUUUUUUUAAAUGGGUCUUUGUUGCUUUGAGGGUCAAAAAGUUUGUUGCAUUCAUCAGCCUUCGGCACAAAGAGGAGUCUGGUAAACAUCGGGGGCCCCCGAGGGUCUCUAAUAAACCCUCUGUUCGAUUCAACCUUUUUGCUCCACAUGUUGCCCCCCCCCGCGUGUGCAUGAGACGAUACUCGCACAUCUGCAGGAGGAAUCCCUCGAGUCCGCAGAACGUUUCGUGAAUGUAACAAAGCAACAGAGGGUUAAUAUUUACGCAACGUGCGAUACCUGCAAUCCAGCAACGAACCAAAAGGCCCAAAACGCUUCCCUCUGUCUCCAACGGCUUGCGAUGCAAAUGUCUCGGAAGUGUCCUCGUGCUGUGGUGAUGUCGUUUGUACGCCAACCCGCCCGCACCUUCAAAAUAAGAGCCGUUUCUUUCAAAAAUAUUGUAGCACACUCUACACUUUUCGGGGCCAUAGGAACACUUUAACCGCAACAUUCAGGCACAUAAGUUCUGUAAAGAGUUACAGAAGAUGAAAUAUAGAUAUUAUCCUACGACUUUAUUUUCUUACCUACAUAUAUAUGCUUAUAUAUUUCAUUUUACAUUCCACAACAACAAAGUGAAGCAGAUUAUUUAAAAAGAUGCAUCUUAAGUUUUGAAAUCAAGCAAUAUUUCCAUGAUUUAUGUGUUACUGAGUGACAAUAACGUGUGGCGCUACGGUAUGAAUGUGAAUCUAAAGAGACAUGAAUACUCCUGUUUCUUUCUGUUUCCGGGACAUCCCGUCUACCUACUUUUUAAUGUGCUUCACAACUUAUGCUUUAACGAUGCCGAUCAUUCAUUCAGAUUCACGUCGAGCUUUGUAUUGAAUCAUCGAUCUGAAGGUGACGUGUGACUUAAAGAUGCAAACCAGUUUGUCUCCACAGAGGACAAUGAUGUCAAGCACCUUUUUGUGCUCAAACACACACGCUUGAGUCUUAUUGUGAUCAAACAGCAGCUGAAUAGGACUUUAGAAUCAGAGCAAAUCAAAAGACUUUACCUCUGUUUCUUUUUAUUAGUUUUAAUAUGAUGUAAUUAGCCGACGAUGAGCUUCUGACUUGAAACUGGCACAAAGCCGCAGAGUAAAAGUCGGUUCGCAUGGCUCUUCUUGUUUAAUGUUGUUGAGAAUGUGCUUCGUACUCCCGCUUCGUCCAACAACACUCCCCUUAAUUCGUCUUUGCAUUUAUUUGUUUGUUCCUGGUAAUAAACGACAUUGGAAACAUGCAUGUGAUAUUCACUAGAGGAGGGGAUGGGGGGGGGUGAACUUUUGCUGUUAUUUUUCCUUUGAGAACAUGUAUAUUGUACAAAAUAUAUAUAUAUAUAUGAAAUAGAAAUUAUACAUGGAGUGAGAAGCAGCGAUGUGGUGGAGUAUAACAACAAGAGGAAUGUUACACUCGUGCUACAGUUUCUGUUGACAGGCUUUUGUGGACAGCUAAUAAACACCAGAGUUUAAACACG